CCCGCCGAGCUAUUCUAUCUGCAUGAUGAUCGUGUUUUCUAUACGCUAGUAUUAUCAGCAACCACUCACAUCGUAGAUGUUAUCACCCGGGCGCUAGCGCUGCGAUACUUCCAUCUCCAACAAUACCUCCGUCUAUCUGCGUUCUGUGCUCAUAUGAUCCGGCAGCUUAUCACCACGUCCAGAUACGGACUCCGUUGUCGGUCCAGUUUUCGGUAUACGGUAAUAUCUUCUCCUUACUACCUACCACAUCCUAGGGAGGGAGGAAUAAUAUAUUAGUGAAGGAUAAACCCGUGAGAAGUUGUAGAUGGGAUGAUGGAAUUCUGAUAACAAUGCAGGAUCCCUCGUUGCAUUGAUCCCGUUCAGUGACUGUAACAUUUAACCUUAUAGCUGGUCAUGGUUCAUUCAGUAUGGCACUCCACCUUGCUCUUUGGGUAGCGUCCGCGGUUGUCGUGUCUCUGAUCUCUUUUUUCGCUUUAAGUAAAUCGCAGAAAGAUGUAGUCUUCAAGAGAUUGGGUCUCACAAAGCGCAAUGCAUCCCGCCCAAGCACGCCGUUGCUUGAGAAGCAACCACUCUCCAAGCCCCUCUCGUCGUCAACUUCAGAUCUUCUAUCGACCUUUCCCCCUUCUCAGCGAGGCCAACUCAGUGUAAUAGCGGAAAAUAUGACCCCCGAUCAAAAGGAGGCGAUGGGCAACCUUUCGUUCGACAUGGAUACAUUCACACGCUCACUGCUAGGUUUUGAGGAAGACUAUCGCACCGCUGACGAUUCGAAAUACUGCUUCAGCGGGUUUUCUGUACGCGAGAUUAAGGCCCUGGGAGACUUCCCCGACUACUCCGUACUCUCGGAGGUCCCCAUGCCUCAGCCCUACUUGGAAUUCGAUAUCGAUCGCGCGAAGGCGCGGCCAUAUCGGCCGUUCAGAUGGGCAUAUCAUCAAACGAUGUCCUUGACUAAGCUCGAGACCGACUGGUGGAUCGAGCUGGAAUCAACAUACAAGACCCGGAUCGCACAGCGCAAGGAACUAUACGAGAAAUACGGCAAGGCCGUACUAGACUGGCUCCCGGGCUCGGAGCUCGCGUGCAAGGAACUAAUGGAGAUGGUGUUGCAGUUCAUAUGUGCGCGGUAUCCGCAGUACUUCGUGCUGUCACAGGACAAGUCGCAGCUAGAGAACAAGAUCCUCGGCACGGUGUCCGUGAUUAAGGAGAAGCACCCCUUGUUAAUCCUGCUAGAUAACGUCCCGGAAGAGUUCAAUAUCAUGCUGCGGGAUCCCGAGACCGGCUACUACCACCUCCGAGCGGGUAUAAUAUGUUCCGCCCUAGGGUGGAGUCUGGGGACCAAGUUAGGUCUCAAGCUUCACGACAUUCACCAGCCGGUUGCAGAUUACAAGGAGAAGAUGCAGUUCAGCAUGGACCGCUACUUCUCCAAGAUGCCCGCCCACAAGCCCAUCCAGCGCGGAUCCUGGGGCCUCGAAGUCGACCAGCCGCUGUUCAUGCCGCCAGGCGACCCGCACGAGAGCUACCGGGACGUCCAAGACGCGAGCCUGUCGCGCUCCCGCAUCCACCUGCGCGUAGACUGGCAGACGCUGCGGCGGCUCCCGCUAUCAGCGGGUGUCGUGUUCAACUUCAAGGCGCUGUUCACGCCGCUGGAAGAGCUGCGGGACGAGCCGUACGUGCCGACCCUCCUGAAGACGGUGCUGAAGGAGGGCAAGGAAAAUCUCAUGAAGUACAAAAAUACCUGGCACACCGAGCACGUGGUGAUUCCGGCCCUAGAGGAGUUCGAGAAGGAACAGAUUGAAAAGGGGGUUAUCGAGAAAGAUUGGGAGCCUAAGACGCUGGAUGAUAGUCCUUGGUUUCCCGGGUGGCGAGAGAAGUGGCAUGCGCAACAGGGAUUCUAAGACACGAGAAAGGUUCGGCCAUUCGGUAAUAGCUCAAAAAGAAUGGCAUCAAAAUAUGUUGCAGCAUCAUUGCACGGGUCAAAAAGUCAUCCAGUCAUCAUGGAAAGGGAAAUAGAUAAAACCUGACAAAUUGACUUCCAGCUCUGCAUUUACAAGCGAGCUAAAUAGCGACUUUCACGUUGAAGAAGCCAAUCCCCUCAACCCCUUCUUCUGCUACGUAUACAUACCUAUAUACAUAU
Daldinia caldariorum is the source of this 2128-nucleotide messenger RNA. RefSeq lists its product as uncharacterized. The record is from RefSeq and is a predicted model, not a curated record. Lineage: Eukaryota; Fungi; Ascomycota; Sordariomycetes; Xylariales; Hypoxylaceae. The transcript is spliced from 3 exons. Bases 408 to 1889 code for a protein of 493 amino acids.